AAGGCGAUCUUAGUCAAGAACUUCUGAUGGGUCUGAUGAUUCACGUCGCGACUGUGAAUACGGGCCCUAGAAAUUUAAUCGAAGAUGAGUCUCUUUCGCUAGGGUCUUUUGGAAACGUCAAGAAUUGAUAAUCCCUCUAUUGGUGAAUUGGUGAUAGACAGCUACAGACAGCUAGGUGAUGCACACACAUACACACACAACAAUACAUACAGCUGGAUUGAGUAUAAGCAGUGAGCAAUCUUAAGUGGUGUUAAGUAAGUGCUCGAUCUGGUACGAUCUCGAAUGUUCAUGUUACUCAGUUACAUGUAAAUUUUAUCUGUUGGGAGAGAAAACGUAGAAGAAAUGGCUGAUUUCUUAGAUUCGGAAGCGGAGGAAAGCGAGGAGGAGGAGGAGUUGAACGAUAAUGAAAAAAAGAAACUUAAAAAGUUAAAGGCAGUGGAAGAAAGCGAGGAAGAAGAGGAGGAAGAUGACGAAGACCGGUUACGCGAAGAACUGAAAGAUCUCAUAGAUGAUAAUCCUAUAGAGGAAAGCGAAGGAGAAGAUAGCGACGGCUCUGGAGCCUCUAAGAAACGUAAAAAAAGCGAUGACGAGGACUUUGACGACCGUCUAGAGGACGAAGAUUACGACUUAAUAGAAGAAAACUUAGGUGUCAAAGUCGAGAGGAAACGUUUCAAACGCCUCCGCAGGAUUCAAGAUGAGGAAUCAGAAGAGGAACAGGAGAAAGAAAUGGAUGAUGAUAGAGAUGCCAUCGCUAAUGAACUUUUCGAAGGCUCAGGAGAUGAAAGAGAAAUUAGCAUGGAAGACGAAAGGAGGAGUGAACGGAGUCAUAGGCCAGAAAUGGAAACGUUUGACGAAGAAGGAAGCGAAGGGGAAUACACGGACGCAGAUGAUUUUAUCGUUGACGACGAUGGUAGACCAAUCGCCGAGAAACGCAAGAAGAAAAAGCCGAUAUUUUCCGACGCAGCUUUGCAGGAAGCUCAAGACAUUUUCGGUGUGGAUUUCGACUACGAUGAAUUCGGUAAAUAUGGCGAGGAGGACUAUGAAGAAGAGGAAGAAGAAGAAGAGGAAGACGAAUACAUGGAUGAGGAGGAUGCCGAAAGGCCGAGAAGACCGAAGAAACAGUUGAAGAAGAAAACCACCAGGAAAAGUAUAUUUGAAAUUUACGAACCCAGCGAGCUGAAGCGCGGUCACUUCACGGACAUGGACAUCGAAGUCCGAAACACGGACAUACCUGAGAGAAUGCAGCUUCGAUCUGUCCCCGUUACCCCGGUCACAGAGGGUUCCGACGAGUUAGAUCUAGAGGCAGAAUGGAUCUACAAGCAAGCGUUCUGUCGGCCAACUAUCUCGAUUCAAGACGCUCACUUGAACGCAGAGGCCAAGGAGAGAGCUCGUAAAGGACCUCAAACGAUAGGCAAGAUUAAAAAGGCUCUGGACUUCAUGCGAAACCAACAUUUCGAAGUCCCUUUCAUAUCAUUUUAUAGGAAGGAGUACGUCCUACCGGAACUAAAUAUCAAUGAUCUCUGGAAGGUGUACAAAUUCGACGCGAAAUGGUGUCAGCUUCGUCAGAGGAAAGAGAAUUUGUUAAAAUUAUUCGAAAAAAUGAGGGACUAUCAGCUUGACGAGAUCAUGAAGAAUCCAGACGCUCCUUUGCCGGACAGCGUGCGGGUGAUCAAGGACGAUGAUAUAGAACGACUUAAAAACGUGCAAACAACCGAAGAACUGAACGACGUUUACCAUCAUUUCAUACUAUACUACAGCCACCAGAUUCCAGCGAUGCAGGAAGCUGUGCGAUUGAAGGAGAAGGAGGCGAAACGGGAAGCUAAGAUUCAGAAACGAAGGCAACAGAUCGCCGAUGCCGAGGAAAACGGCGAGGAUCCAUUGCCAGAGGAUGAAGCUGAGGUAGUAGAGGAAGAGGAAACGGACGACACGUUGAAACAAGCUAUACGCACUGGUCCGUACUCCAUCUGCAAACGAGCAGGUCUCGACAGUCUUGCGAAGAAAUUCGGUCUCACCCCGGAACACUUUGCUGAGAAUUUACGGGACAAUUACCAGCGACACGAAGUGGACCAGGAGCCAACGGAACCUCUGACCAUUGCCAGCGAAUACUGCGGUCAGAUAUUCGGUACUCCAGAGGAAGUGGUGAAAGCUUCUCAAUUAAUGGUGGCGAUACAGUUGGCGCGCGAGCCUUUGGUAAGAAAAUGCGUGAGAGAGAUGUACAUGGAGAGGGCGAAGAUAUCCGUCAGACCCACGAAAAAGGGAAUGAAGGAGAUCGACGAGAACCACCCCAUUUACGCCAUGAAGUACCUAAAGAAUAAACCCGUGCGCGAUCUGGUCGGCGAUCAGUUUUUGAACCUAGCCAUAGCGGAGGAUGAUAAACUCAUCACGAUCACGUUGAGCGACAGCAUAGAAGGGAACACUACUAGCAAUUACGUCGACGAGAUGAAGCAGCUCUAUUAUCGGGACGAGUUCAGCAAGAACGUUCAAGAUUGGAACGCUCUGAGAGUCGGGAGCGUCGAGAUGGCACUGACGCGAAUGGUCAUACCGAGCCUGAAGAAGGAGUUGAGAACAAAUCUAAUCGCGGAAGGCAAAGAAUGCGUGAUGAAGGCAUGUUGUCGUAAGAUGUACAAUUGGAUCAAAGUCGCCCCGUACACGUGCGAGUUUCCAGAAGAAGAGGACGAGGAAUGGGACACCACCAAGGGACUUCGGGUGAUGGGCUUAUCUUACUUUCCCGAUUAUUCCCAGGCAGCGUUCAUCUGUCUGGUAGCUCCCGAUGGGGAAUGCACGGAUUAUUUGAGACUGCCUCACCUAAUGAAGCGCAAGAACAGCUAUCGAGAGGAGGAGAAAACCAUGAAGGAGGCUGAUCUGUUAGCGAUACGUAACUUCAUAGCAACCAAGAAACCGCACGUUGUAGCAAUAGGAGGUGAAUCCAGGGACGCGAUGAUGAUAGCAACCGACGUUAAAGAGUGCAUCGCCAAUCUGGUGGAGGACGAACAGUUUCCAGCCAUUCAAGUGGAGAUCUGCGAUAACGAUCUCGCCAAGAUAUACGCGAACAGCAACAAGGGCAUAUCAGAGUUCCGCGAUUACCCAGAGUUGUUGCGGCAAGCUAUCUCGUUGGCUAGGAGGAUGCAAGAUCCUCUAGUAGAGUUUUCGCAGUUGUGCACCGCGGACGAGGAGAUCCUAUGUCUCAAAUACCACGCGUUGCAGGACCAACUACCGAAAGACGAAUUGUUGGAGAACUUGUACCUGGAGUUUGUGAAUCGCGUGAACGAAGUAGGCGUCGACGUGAACAAGGCGGUGCAGCAGGCCUAUUCCGGGAAUUUAGUGCAAUUCGUGUGCGGCUUAGGGCCGAGAAAGAGUCAAGCUCUGAUAAAGAUGUUGAAGCAAACCAAUCAGAGAUUGGAGAACAGAACGCAACUGGUGACUGCUUGUCACAUGGGACCAAAGGUCUUCAUCAAUUGCGCUGGUUUCAUCAAGAUAGACACUAACAGUCUCGGAGACAGCACCGAGGCGUACGUGGAGGUGCUCGACGGGUCGCGUGUCCAUCCAGAAACGUAUGAAUGGGCGAGGAAGAUGGCGGUGGACGCGUUGGAGUACGACGACGAGGACGCCAAUCCUGCGGGUGCUCUCGAGGAGAUCUUGGAGUCGCCCGAAAGACUGAAAGAUCUGGAUUUGGAUGCCUUCGCGGAAGAGCUCGAAAGACAGGGUUUCGGCAAUAAGGGCGUCACGUUGUACGACAUCAGGGCGGAAUUGAACUGCAGAUACAAAGAUUUACGGGUAGCUUAUCAGUCGCCCAGCCCGGAGAAGUUGUUCGAUAUGCUGACGAAGGAAACGCCGGAGACAUUUUACGUGGGCAAAUUGGUCCUGGCGACAGUGGUGGGGAUCAGUCACAGGAAACCGCAGGGCGAUCAGUUGGAUCAAGCUAAUCCUGUGAGGAACGAUGAAACGGGACUCUGGCAAUGUCCAUUUUGUUUAAAGAAUGAUUUUCCUGAACUAUCCGAGGUGUGGAAUCACUUCGACGCUGGAGCCUGUCCAGGAAAAGCCACUGGGGUCCGAUUGAGAUUGGACAACGGAAUAUCGGGCUAUGUGCACAUAAAGAAUCUAUCCGACAGACACGUCGCAAAUCCCGAGGAAAGAGUGAGCGUAGGGCAAAUAAUCCAUUGUCGUAUAAUAAAAAUCGAAGUGGAACGAUUUAGCGUCGAGUGCACCAGCAAGAGCAGCGACCUCGCGGACAAGAAUCACGACUGGAGACCCCAACGAGAUCCGUAUUACGACACAGAUGCCGAGCAGAAAGACCUAAAAGUUGAAGAAGAGACGAAGAAGGCCAAGCAACGACAGACAUACGUCAAACGGGUGAUCGUUCAUCCUUCGUUUCACAAUAUCAGUUUCACGGAAGCUGAGAAGCUGAUGCAAACGAUGAAACAGGGAGAGGCGAUCGUUAGGCCAAGCAGUAAGGGCGCGGAUCAUUUGACGGUCACGUGGAAAGUGACCGACGAUAUUUACCAGCACAUCGACGUGAGGGAAGAAGGAAAAGAGAAUGCAUUCUCUCUGGGACAGAGUCUAUGGAUCGGGAACGAGGAGUUCGAGGACUUGGAUGAAAUUAUUGCUAGACACGUUAACGCGAUGGCUGCUUACGCUUCGGAACUAUUAGACUUCAAAUACUAUAAACCGACCGUAGAAGGUAUCAAAGAUAAAGCGGAGGAAAUACUGAAGGAACAAAAGAAAGAUAAUCCAGGGGGAAUACCGUACAUAAUAUCCGCCGCGAAGAAUUAUCCUGGCAAAUUUCUUCUGUCUUACCUUCCACGAACCCGGUGUCGUCACGAGUAUGUGACGGUGUCGCCGGAGGGAUUUCGAUUCAGAGGACAAAUGUUCGGUAGAGUGAACGACCUGUUCCGUUGGUUCAAAGAACAUUUUCGAGAUCCAGUGCCUGGACAGUCUACACCUAGCACCCCGCGUGGCGCUAUGACCUCUAGAACGCCAUAUCAUACGACGCCAGGAGCUGUGAGCGGAAUGAAUCAAGAAGCAAUACAAAGAGUGGCACAAAAUCUUCCUCACCACAUGUUACACUCCUUGUCGCAAGUAGCAAAUCAGACCCCGCACCAUUACCCACCGCACACUCCUGGAACUGCGAGCGCAGCUGGUUAUGGUGGAGUCCACACUUAUCCGAAUACACCGUACACUCCUUCCGGUCAAACACCGUUCAUGACACCGUACCAAACACCUCAUCAUACUCCCCAUCAUGGUCAACCAACUCCUAGAUACGGACAACAAACGCCCAAUCAUCAACAGGGACCUUUCAUUCAUCCACCUCCUCCUUCGACUACCACUCCAGGCCAUCAUAGAUCCACUCCUUCACAUAGACCUACGCCUCCUAUGUCGACACCUGGCGAUCCCAUGGACUGGAAAAAGGCAGCAGAAGCCUGGGCAAGAUUAAAAAGCGGUCCUCGAGUUUCUGGAACAACACCAAGGUACGACGAGUCUAGAAAAACUCCGCGGAACUACGAGGAAUCUGUUGGAAGAACAACGCCGAGAAACAGAAAUUUGGCUCGGACUCCGUCUUACAAAUCUCCUCGAGGUACACCACACACCAAUUCUAGUCCACGGAGUAUGUCUCUCAGCGGAGACGGUACUCCUCUAUACGAUGAAAGCUAACGGAUUCGUUUGUGCAUAAUAGAUAUCGUACUUUUUUGUUAUAUCUUUACGUUAAAUUUAUAUAUAAUAUAUAACAAUUUUAGAACAGAAUCGAGAAUCGCGUUGCAAUUAAAAUGCUCUGAAGGAUGGGCAUUAGUCGUCCUGUAUAAAAAAAAAAAGAAUAUUGUCAGGUUCACUUACAAAACCAUUGUAUUGAAAUCCAUUGAUCUAGCGAUAUCUUCCAAUCUCUUAAACGUUUAUAUAGUUAGAUGAACUAUACUGGAGGCAUACUAAAAAAGAGUAAGAUUUAAAAAAAAAACGUAAAA
Hylaeus anthracinus is the source of this 5954-nucleotide messenger RNA. Its product is annotated as transcription elongation factor SPT6-like. Gene Ontology annotation, molecular function: histone binding; nucleosome binding; DNA binding. Gene Ontology annotation, biological process: transcription elongation by RNA polymerase II; transcription elongation-coupled chromatin remodeling; nucleosome organization. Gene Ontology annotation, cellular component: transcription elongation factor complex. The coding region runs from base 343 to 5649 and encodes 1768 amino acids. NCBI's taxonomy places the organism in Eukaryota, Metazoa, Arthropoda, Insecta, Hymenoptera, Colletidae. The transcript has 10 exons. The record is from RefSeq and is a predicted model, not a curated record.